Molecule: messenger RNA, 1674 nt
Organism: Dovyalis caffra
Lineage: Eukaryota; Viridiplantae; Streptophyta; Magnoliopsida; Malpighiales; Salicaceae
Source: the annotation of a GenBank genome assembly
AUGUGUGUGGACCAAUCAAGCAUAGCAACGGCAUGUCUAUCAUGGGCCAUGUUUGUUUUAUUUGGCCUUGCGGUGCCUGCAAUAUCACAUUUCGUGUUGGCUUGUUCCAGUUGUGACAGCAACCAUGAAAGGCCUUAUGAUAGUGUCGUGCAAUUGUCAUUGAGUAGCGUUGCCACGCUCUCCUUUGUUUGUUUAUCCAGAUUUGUUCGAAAAUAUGGCCUAAGGAGGUUCUUGUUCUUUGAUAAGCUUUGCGAUGAGAGCGAGACUGUUAGAAGAGGCUACACCAAGCAGCUCAAUAGUUCAUUGAAGCUUCUGUUGAUCUUUGUCCUUCCAUGCUUUGUAGCAGAAUGUGCAUACAAGAUAUGGUGGUAUGCAUCUGGCGCUUCACAAAUCCCAUUCUUGGGCAAUGUGGUCCUUAGUGACACUGUGGCAUGCAUAAUGGAGUUGUGCUCUUGGCUUUAUCGUACAAUAAUCCUACGGCUCCAGGACUUUGCUCAAGUCUUCCAAGUGGAUUCUGAUGUGGGUUCUGUAUUGUCGGAGCACCUCAGGAUCAGAAGGCAUUUGAGAAUCAUCAGCCAUCGCUACCGUGCAUUUGUUUUAUGCUCUUUGAUUUUGGUCACUGGGAGCCAGUUUGCUUCAUUGCUCAUAACAACCUCGGCUUAUGCUUUUGUUGACAUUUAUAGAGCUGGAGAACUUGCGCUUUGCUCUAUAACUCUUGUCACAGGACUCCUCAUAAUAUUGCGCAGUGCAACGAAAAUCACACACAAAGCACAAGCUGUUACAAGCCUAGCAGCUAAAUGGCACAUUUGUGCGACACUAGACACAUUUGAUGCAACCGAGGGUGAGACGCCAAGGCUUGGUAGUGGCCAAGUCUUUCCGGUUGUGGGCACUGAUGGGGAAUCAGAGGGAGAUGAUGCUGGUGAUGAAGAAGAUGAAUUGGACAAUACUAAGUUGAUUCCAGCAUAUGCGUAUAGUACAAUCUCAUUCCAAAAGAGACAAGCUUUAGUGACAUACUUUGAGAACAAUAGAGCUGGGAUUACUGUGUACGGCUUCACACUUGACCGGAGUACACUGCACUCAAUUUUUGGUGUUGAGUUAGCUCUUGUCCUAUGGUUGCUCGGAAAGACCAUUGUAUUGUUUGAGGAAGAGAGACGAUUGAAAUCCUUUAAUUUUGACAGUGAGAUCUCGACCCGAAUGGUUGCUAACUCCUUGACGUCCAUGAUGAAGCUUCCGUCACCAUCAAGGUCGAUGGUGCGAUUGGGUCCCUUUUCUUGGAUCUCCUUGCUGGCAGUGGAGUUCACUAAACCAGAGAUUGUUGGGAUUGUCUAUUUGAAUGGGCUCUUUGUGCACACCUUUGACCGGAGGAGAUUGAAACAGCCUUUAUACCGUCGCUCAUGUGGGAAUGUUUUCGACACCAAGAAUGGAAAAAAGGUUAAUGGGAGAUUGGAUCGGGAAGAGUUUAUAGAGGAUUUAUGUAGGAGAUUUGGUGAACAAGAAGAAAUAGUUGUGAUAGAGGAAUUUCAUAGGCUAAGGCAAGCUGGAACUCGUGGAGGAGUAUCGGGAAAGGUAUUCAUAGGAGGGUUAAGGGAAGACCUAAGUUUGGCUAUGAAGAGGUUCAAACCCAUAGACCUUCGAGAAACCUUUGAGCAAGCAAAGCUCAAUGAGGCCUUAUGA